This is a messenger RNA of Coffea eugenioides, 361 nucleotides long. Its product is annotated as 40S ribosomal protein S4-like. The record is from RefSeq and is a predicted model, not a curated record. Gene Ontology annotation, molecular function: structural constituent of ribosome; RNA binding. Gene Ontology annotation, biological process: translation. The transcript is spliced from 2 exons. Lineage: Eukaryota; Viridiplantae; Streptophyta; Magnoliopsida; Gentianales; Rubiaceae. Gene Ontology annotation, cellular component: ribosome; cytosolic small ribosomal subunit. The annotation marks the transcript as partial.
AUGUCACAAUGGCCAGCUAAUCAAACCAGAAGUUUCAGGGAUGAGGAGGCAAAGUUUAAGCUGUGUAAGGUUCGAUCAGUACAGUUUGGACAGAAGGGCAAGCCAUACCUGAAUACCUAUGAUGGUCAUACCAUUCGUUACCCAGACCCACUCAUCAAGGCCAAUGACACCAUCAAACUUGACCUGGAGAACAACAAGAUUACUGAAUUCAUCAAGUUUGAUGUUGGGAAUGUUGUCAUGGUGACUGGGGGAAGGAACAGAGGUUGGGUUGGAGUAAUCAAGAAUAGAGAGAAACAUAAGGGAAGCUUUGAGACCAUCCAUGUCCAAGAUGCCACAGGUCACGAGUUUGCUACUCGUCUUG